This is a messenger RNA of Morchella importuna, 774 nucleotides long. RefSeq lists its product as uncharacterized. The record is from RefSeq and is a predicted model, not a curated record. The coding region runs from base 1 to 774 and encodes 257 amino acids. Gene Ontology annotation, biological process: ribosome biogenesis; cytosolic ribosome assembly. The transcript is spliced from 5 exons. Lineage: Eukaryota; Fungi; Ascomycota; Pezizomycetes; Pezizales; Morchellaceae.
AUGCCGAUUAACCAACCCUCAAACCAGAUCAAACUGACGAAUGUUGCUGUCGUCAAAAUGAAAAAAGGCAAAAAGCGCUACGAAAUCGCCUGCUACAAGAAUAAAGUCCUCGAGUACCGUUCCGGCGUCGAAACCGACCUCGACGAAGUCCUUCAGAUCCACCAAGUCUUCACAAACGUCUCCAAGGGCGCCGUCGCACCGCACGCCGACCUACAAAAGUCCUUUGGCGCCUCCACACAGCUCUCCGACAUCAUCCUCGAGAUCCUGCAGAAGGGCGAGCUGCAAGUCGGCGAGAAGGAGCGCAAUGCGAAGCUCGAGAUGGUCCACAACGAGGUCAUAUCGCUGGUCGCAAACAUGUGUGUCGACCCGGAGACGAAGCGCGUCUACACGGGGACCAUGGUCGAGAAGGCGCUGCAGGAGCUGAGUUCGCGGAAGAGCGAUGAGGAGGGCGUGCCGGCGUGGCAUGGCGUCACGGAUAAGAAGAGCAGUAAGGCGCAGGCGCUGGAGGCCAUCAAGGCGCUUGUGUAUCACCAGCCGGUGAGGAUUGCGAGGGCGCGCAUGAGGUUGAGAAUUGUCUGUGUUAAGAGGGUUAAGGAGAAGGUUGAGGAGUUUGUGGAGGAGGUCGAGGAGGAGGGGUAUGAGGGUGGUAACUGGGAGUGUGUUGGCUUUGUGGAGCCUGGGAGAUAUAAGGGACUGGUUGACCUGGUUGGGCAGGAGACGAAAGGAAAAGGAAGAGUCGAAGUGUUGGACACUGCGGUUGUGCAUGAGGGAUAG